GGGGGGGGGUCUCACAUUAUCAACCAGCUUCCGGACCGUACCGAUGGUGCAGCGGAUUCAACCCCACAUCGAUCUGGAACUUUGUCGUUAGUGCUCACCCAGAAGAAGAGCUUCUGCGGAGUAGUCUUCACCCCUAUAGUGCCGACCUAGUGGUUAUCUGAGCAUUUGAUCGCAACGAUUUCACCUAGAGCGGUGGAGUGAUUUUCAGCUGCUGCCUGAUAGGAAGGAUUGUCUAACGGGAUUGGGGGAACGUGCAAUCUAGCAAUGGGGUCGCUCGGGGGUUCGCGUAGCACCCUGCUGAUUUUGCUGCUACUGUGUUUGAGCUUGGCUGUUGGCGGUCGCGCCCAAACGCUUGCUCAGCAGUUCACUCCGUGGACUGAAAAUGCGAGGUUCACUACUGACACUCAAAUGCAGCUCACCUUGGAUCAACGCUAUGCAGCUGGGGCAGGAUCCGUGAACGUUUGGACGUACGUCGACAUCAGCGCGUACAUAAAGAUGCCGCCAUUCGAUUCCGCUGGUACUGUGACAACGUUCUACAUGUCGUCUCAGGGUGACCAGCAUUACGAGCUGGACAUGGAGUUUUUGGGAAACACUAGCGGACAGCCCUUCCUGCUUCACACGAAUGUGUUCGUUGAUGGGGUUGGGGGUCGCGAGCAGCAAAUGUACCUGGGAUUCGACCCCUCUGCUGACUUCCACUACUACAGAUUCCGGUGGAGUAAGGAUAUGGUUGUUUUCUACGUCGAUAACAAACCCGUCCGAGUUUUCAAGAAUCUGGAAGGCACGGUACCGGGGACUAAAUACCUGAACCAGCAAGCAAUGGGGGUGUACAUAAGCAUCUGGGACGGUAGCAGUUGGGCCACGCAAGGAGGGCGUGUGCCCAUCAACUGGGCUUCCGCUCCAUUCACUGCGACGUACCAGGACUUCGCACUGAAUGGGUGCGUGGUAGACCCCAACGAUCCCAAUGGAGUUGCAGCAUGCCAGAACUCUCCGUAUGCAACCGGAGCAGCCUUGAGCAAUCAGGAAGUUUAUGAGUUGGGGCAGAACAAAGCUUACAUGAUGAAAUACGACUACUGCGACGACAGGGUUCGAUACCCAGAUGUGCCACCUGAAUGUCCUUACAACAACGUGUAGAAUACGGAAUGAGUCGUGUACAUGUUACGUGCUAGCUAUUUGGGGCGUGGUUGCCUAGUGAAGAUAUAGUUGCGUAGAGGUCAUCUGAUUCUUUUGUAUAUUAAUUGUACGCGGAUGUCGAUUCUUGAAAGGAAGAUUUGGUUGUAGCUCAUAUUAUUAAAAAUAAGCACUAUAAUAGGUAAUAUUUUAAAUGUACUAUUGAAAGAUAUAACUGUAAGAUGUACUAAUAAUUUAUUAGCUGAAUGUCGUAUGUUUAAAGUUCAGGAUAUUAUGAGUGACUCGAAGUACCUAUCAACUACUUUUGUGAGAAUUGUAUAUUAUAAUUUGUAGCAAAUACUAUUUAAUAUCUUUUAAAUUUUAUUGAUUAAUAAGUGAACAUAAAAUUUUA
This is a messenger RNA of Physcomitrium patens, 1519 nucleotides long. Its product is annotated as xyloglucan endotransglucosylase protein 6. Gene Ontology annotation, biological process: xyloglucan metabolic process; cell wall biogenesis. The record is from RefSeq and is a predicted model, not a curated record. NCBI's taxonomy places the organism in Eukaryota, Viridiplantae, Streptophyta, Bryopsida, Funariales, Funariaceae. Gene Ontology annotation, molecular function: xyloglucan:xyloglucosyl transferase activity; hydrolase activity, hydrolyzing O-glycosyl compounds.